AUGCAGCAGCAGCCGUUCUUCUCUGAGGCAAAGCUGGAGAAGGCUUUAAAGCAGCAGCUCAUGGAUUCACCAAACCAAGCGUCUCGCUCUGCAGAGAAGGAGCUUGCCAGAAUGCGAACACAGUUUGUGCAGAGGGUGACAGCAGAAAAUUUCACACAGCUACUUGAAGCCCUUGUAACAGACAAUGUCUUGAAUGAGUUGGAGAAAGAAAGGAUACAGGAAACUAACCAAACUAGAGCAGACAAGGCACGUGACUUCAUUGACACCGUGAAGAAAAAGGGAGAAAAAGCCUGCAGGAUAAUGAUCAGUCACCUUCGAACCAUUGAUCCUACAGUUUCCUGUCAGCUAGGUUUGUCCUCUGGGCCAUCUGUUCGGUUAGCAGCACUUGAGAAGUGUCAGCUCAAAUUCAAAUCUACUCUGAAGAAGAAAUUCCAGUGUGUGUUUGAGGGAAUUCCUAAAGCAGGGAACCCAACCCUGCUGAAUCAGAUCUACACAGAGCUCUACAUCACAGAGGGAGAGACUACAGAGGUCAAUCGUGAACAUGAGGUCAGACAGAUUGAAACAGCAUCCAGGAAAUGGCACAGUACAAAAAUAACAAUCAGACAAGAAGACAUCUUUAAAGGCCCACCUGGAAGAGAUGAACCGAUCAGGACAGUGUUGACAAUGGGAGUGGCUGGAAUUGGGAAAACAGUGUUAACACAGAAGUUCACUCUGGAUUGGGCUGAAUGCAAAACCAAUCAGGACAUCCAGUUCAUAUUUCCAUUCACUUUCAGAGAGCUGAAUGUGCUACAAGAGAAAAAGUUCAGCUUGGUGGAACUUAUUCAUCUCUUCUUUACUGAAACCAAAGAAGCAGGAAUCUGCAGCUUUGAAGACUUCCAGGUUGUGUUCAUCUUUGAUGGUCUGGAUGAGUGUCGACCUCCUCUGGAUUUCCACAAAACUAAAAUCCUAACUGACCUUCGAAAGUCCACCUCCGUGGAUGCGAUACUGAUAAACCUCAUCAGAGGGCAUCUGCUUCCCACUUCUCGCCUCUGGAUAACCACACGACCUGCAGCAGCCAAUCAGGUGCCUGCUGAGUGUGUUGACAUGGUGACAGAGGUCAGAGGAUUUACUGACCCACAUAAGAAUGAGUACUUCAGAAAGCGAUACAAGGAUAAGAAAAAAGCCAAUAGGGUAAUCUCCCACAUCAAGACAUCACGAAGCCUCCACAUCAUGUGCCACAUCCCAGUCUUCUGCUGGAUCACUGCUACAGUUCUGGAGAAUAUGCUAGAAACCAGAAAGAGGCGAGAGUUGCCUAAGACUCUGACUGAAAUGUACAUCCACUUCUUGGUGAUUCAGGUCAAAGUGAAGAAGGUCAAGUAUGAUGGAGGAGCUGAGACAGAUCAACACUGGAGUCCAGAGAGCAGGAAGAUGAUUGAGUCUCUGGGAAAACUGGCUUUUGAGCAGCUGCAAAAAGGAAAUCUGAUCUUCUAUGAAUCAGACCUGACAGAGUGUGGCAUCGAUAUCAGAGCAGCCUCAGUGUACUCAGGAGUGUUCACACAGAUCUUUAAAGAGGAGAGAGGACUGUACCAGAAUAGGGUGUUCUGCUUUGUCCAUCUGAGUGUUCAGGAGUUUCUGGCUGCUCUUCAUGUCCAUCUGACUUUCAUCAACUCUGGAGUCAAUCUGCUGGAAGAACAACAAACUGGGGCACAUUUCUACAAGAGUGCUGUGGACAAGUCCUUACAGAGUCCAAAUGGACACCUGGACUUGUUCCUUCGCUUCCUCCUGGGUAUUUCACUACAUUCCAAUCAGACUCUCCUACAAGGCCCGCUGACACAAAGAAAACGUAGCUCACGAAUCAAUCAGGAAGUAGUGCAGUACAUCAAGCAGAAGAUUGGGGAGAAUCCUGAUCAGGAGAGAAUCUUUAAUCUCUUUCACUGUUUGAAUGAACUGAAUGAUCGUUCUCUUAUGAAGGAAAUUCAACAGUCCCUGAGUUCAGGAAGUCUCUCCACAGAUAAAUUUUCCUCUGCCCAGUGGUCAGCUUUGGUCUUCAUUUUAUUGUCAUCAGAAAAACACCUGGAUAAGUUUGACUUAAAGAAAUACUCUGCUUCAGGAGAAGGCCUUUUAAGUCUGUUGCCUGUGGUCAAAGCCUCCAACUACGCUCUACUAUGUGCCUGUAAUGUCUCAGAGAGAAGCUGUAGAGUUCUGUCUUCAGUUCUCAGCUCCCAAUCCUCUAGAUUGAGAGAACUGGACCUGAGUAACAACAACCUGAAGGAUUCAGGUGUGAAGAUCCUGUCUUCUGGAUUAAAGAGUCUGCACUGCAAACUCAACACUCUUCGACUGUCAGGCUGUCUGAUCAGAGAGGAAGGCUGCAUUUCUCUAGCCUUAGCUAUUAGCGCCAACCCUUCUCAUCUGAGAGAGCUGGACCUGAGGUACAACCAUCCAGGAGAGGGAGGAGUGAAGCAGCUGAAGCAGCGGAGAUGGGAAACUCUCAGAAUCGACACAAACACAGUAAACAGAGAACUUAAACUCUCUGAAAACAACAGGAAGGUGAAACGUGUGGUGGAGAAUCAGUCAUAUCCUGAUCAUCCAGACAGAUUUGAUGACUGUCCUCAGCUGCUCUGCACAGAUUCUCUGACUGGUCGCUGUUACUGGGAGGUCGAGUGGAGAGGAGACAUUGAAAUAUCAGUGAGUUACAGAGGAAUCAGAAGGAAAGGACACAUAACAGACUGUGGGUUUGGAUCAAAUGGUCAAUCUUGGAGUCUGAGGUGCUCUGACAAUGGUUACUCUGUGUGGCACAAGUCUCUGACAUUUUGA
Molecule: messenger RNA, 2793 nt
Organism: Maylandia zebra (zebra mbuna)
Lineage: Eukaryota; Metazoa; Chordata; Actinopteri; Cichliformes; Cichlidae
Source: RefSeq, a predicted model, not a curated record